CGUUGUUCGGCAGCUGCAAACUGGAAAGUCCCUGACAGCCAGGGAGGCUUCAGACAGGAAGACUACGAUGAGGUUUGUCCAUCCACAUGAAGGAUAUUAAUAUUGUCUUUGUUUUGCUACCUCCGCGGAUAAAAAAACAUCUGUGUGGUUGUGAUUUAUUUUCGAGUAACGUUAGAUGCUCUUUUACGAGUGCUAUCUUAUAUCCCUGUGCAAGCUAGUUCUUUGUGUGGCUAACGUUAGCUGCUAGCAGAGGGAUGUUUUGUUUUUGUUAAAGCCCUCCCGUCGUCUGGGAGAGGAGCCUCAUCAGCUGUGCAUGGAGAAACGCCUUCUCUUCUGCUGACAUUACGUUAUCUCUGAAAUUGGCCCGUGAAAUCCCGCUGAGUAGCGUUAGUAAAGCGACACCGAGAUAGGGGAGAGUUUGACCGAAGGAAGGAGAUGGGAAACUGUCUGAAGUCCCCAACCUCGGAUGAUAUUUCUUUGCUACAUGAAUCUCAGUCGGACCGUGCCAGCUACGGAGACGGUGCUGACCCCGACCUGGAGCCACCGCCCCCCUAUCAGGAGCAGAUCCAUGUGCCUAUCUAUCACCCAACACCCAGCCAAGCACGACUGGCCACUCAGCUGACAGAGGAGGAGCAGGUUCGCAUCGCACAGCGAAUCGGACUCAUCCAACACCUCCCGAAGGGCGUGUACGACCCAGGGCGCGAUGGCUCUGAGAAGAAGAUCAGAGAGUGCGUCAUCUGUAUGAUGGACUUUGUGUACGGAGACCCCAUUCGGUUCCUGCCCUGCAUGCACAUCUAUCACAUGGACUGUAUAGAUGACUGGCUGAUGAGAUCCUUCACCUGCCCCUCCUGCAUGGAGCCUGUGGACGCCGCGCUGCUUUCUUCCUACGAGACCAACUGACAUACACACACACACACACACACACACACACACACACACACACACACACACACACACACACACACACACACACACACACACACACACACACACACACACACACACACACAAGUUAGCCUGCUGGACAGGAUUAGAGGAAUGAACAGAGUGUUAGUGUUAAGGAUGAGCAGGUAGGAGCUGGAUCGAGGAGAGCGGUAAAAGACAGGAACGGACAAUGGGGGUUAUGAGGAUACAAGUGUAAAGGGAAGUCAAGGGGAGGGGAUGAUGGUAAACUGAUAUGAUUAUGACAUUUCCAAGAUCCUCUUUUAUAUGCGUGAAUACACAAACAACCGUUCCCAUUCACACCAUAUAGGAUUAAGGUAAUGUGACCACCAUCAUCAGGCUGCAGAUUGUGCUUAAUGGACUGCUGAAGCCUGAUUGCUAUAAUGUCCCACUGCAAGACGAGAGGAAAGAAACGCCCUUCAGAAGAUCUACCAGAUGCUUUGACAUGUCUACAAAGGGUAUGACUCCACACACACUGUUGCAGAGUCAUAUCUGCUUGCAAAACUGCUACUGAUGCAGAUGUGUGAUUUAAAGACUGCUGGAACUGCACGUCAGACUUGAGACUACGGACAUCAGAUAUGUUCUGCAGACACACCACAGGCCUUCACUGGACCAAGGCACCCAGGCCCGUAGUUGUCUGUCUGUAAAGACCUUUUGUGAGAAAAAUAAGAUUGGUCGUUUGAUGGAUUGAUCGUCCCGUAGCUUUGUGAAAUCUGUUCUGUGUUUGUUUUGUCAGUCAGCAUAAGGGCUUCGUCGAACCAGUAUAACACAGAUAUGACAGAGGAAAUACAGUAUGUGCUUUUGUCACUAAUGUUAUCGAUAGCUGGUCGACUGUUGCUUUCAAGCUAUCGACUCCUCAUGACUUUCUCAGUCACAGUGAGAUCUCAGAUUAUUGGCCAAAGCACUAGUAGACCAGUUAACAAACCAUUGAUACAAAUCAGUGGUAUUUGCACUUCUUAUAUUAGACUUAUGACAAACGUUGACCAUAUGCAUUUAGUAAUUAUGUCAAAGUGAAGUAUGUGAUUUCAAGGAUGGAAUUAAAAACAUACACAAGG
This is a messenger RNA of Perca fluviatilis (European perch), 1997 nucleotides long. It is a transcript of the gene rnf11b, whose product is annotated as ring finger protein 11b. Lineage: Eukaryota; Metazoa; Chordata; Actinopteri; Perciformes; Percidae. Bases 436 to 900 code for a protein of 154 amino acids. The record is from RefSeq and is a predicted model, not a curated record. The transcript is spliced from 3 exons.